CCGCCGAAGCCCGAAGAAUCAGGCACAAAAGGACAGCAGGGGAAGCCAGGGGUGUUGGGUCCAAAUGAUGGGGAACACACCGACAGUAAAAACAAUAGAAGUGAGCCUCAUCUCGAAAAACCAAGAACUGAUCAGUCUUCUUCAUCCUCUGGCAGCCUUGACCCUGAAAGUGCCAAAGAACUCUCUUUGAAAAAGGAAAACAAGAGUGAUGAAUCCUCCGAUGAGACACUGACGGAAGAAGAAGAAGAGCAUAUAAAUAAGUCUGACAGUCGUGAAUUGGUGCCAAAAAAACAGCUAAACGAAAUACAAGAACUAAGAAAAGGAAAAAUGAGUCAUGAGGCACCAACAGAGACACAUGGACGUCCAGCCAACGACGCAGAAAUACAAACGACAACACCACCGCCACCACCAGCAACAAUGAAUGGACAUUCCAGCACUGAGGAUUUACCACCCGUGCAACCGCUACAACGCGUUCAAGACGACCAUGAAGAAUCAGGGCCACCUUCACCCACGGCAAACGGUGAUGCCGCCAAUAAUGAAGCUGACAAUAGCACUGAAGAGGGCAUCCCGAACAGUGAUCCAGCAGCUGAUGAUGCAGGAACACGAGAAGAAAAACCGGAUGAAAAUAAAGAAGCCAAUCCAAAAGAAACACCAGUGACGGCCGCAGCCAUGAAAACCACGACGGCGACGACAGGCGACAGUGACGGCAGCACCGCGGUCUCCCACACCACCUCCCCUAUUUUGCUUCUUCUUGUUGUUGUGUGUGCGGCUGCUGCUGCGGUGGUGGCCGCGUGA
Molecule: messenger RNA, 795 nt
Organism: Trypanosoma cruzi
Lineage: Eukaryota; Euglenozoa; Kinetoplastea; Trypanosomatida; Trypanosomatidae
Product: mucin-associated surface protein (MASP), putative
Exons: 1
Source: RefSeq, a predicted model, not a curated record